Messenger RNA from Dentiscutata heterogama, 381 nucleotides. The record is from the annotation of a GenBank genome assembly. NCBI's taxonomy places the organism in Eukaryota, Fungi, Glomeromycota, Glomeromycetes, Diversisporales, Gigasporaceae.
AUAAUUAUUUACUUGUUGGUGGAUUAUAUGGUGAAUAUGCGUGUCGAAGACUCGAUGCAGAUCCUAUUCAUUUUGGAACAAUAACUACAGAUUCUAAUGGGAUAACAAAUCACAUGGAUAUUAUUGAAUCACGAACAGGAGGCAUUGUCGCGGUGAUAUCAAGCAAUGAUAAAAAAUCUCGAAUAAUGGAUCUCGCAACAUUGAAAUUUAUUGACACUUAUGACUUUCAAUGGCCAGUUAAUUGCACAGCCGUGAGUCCAAAUAAAAAAUUAUUGUGUGUUGUCGGUGAUGAUACUGACACCGUAAUUGCAAGUGCUGACUCAGGAAAAAAUAUUGCGACUCUUAAAGGUCACAUUGAUUAUUCGUUUGCAUGCUGUUGGA